UCUUCAUACAUAUAUGUAGUGAACGACAGAAGACCUAUUGCACUUUCUCUCUCCAUUUUCCCCAUUUUCUCAGAGAGAAAGGAGAUUACCUUUAAAGUCUUUGAUUGAUCUCUAUCUUCGUUUUCCCGGCGAAAUUAGGGUUUGAAUAUCGCUCAUCGAUCUCUAUUCCUCGAUUUCCAAGUGAGCUCUAUAUGCACUGCACCAAUGAAGACAGGAACAUCAACUCUGAAUCCUUAUGCAGAAUCUUAUGUGCCUAUUUCGAGAAGAGGGGCACCUGAUGGAAACAAAGAAGCUAGAUUUUCUCCAAAAGAGUUCAAGAGUGGAAGUGAGGCUGUUUGGUUGGCACCUGGUGUCACAGCAGGUGGAAGUCAACAGCAGACUCACCAAACUGCUGAUCAGUACAAACUGAAAGACUAUUCAGCUUAUGGCUCACCAUCACAUAGUCCUGCAGGAGCUAUGGUUAAACAAGUUCUGGACGAGGAAUCCGACAUGGAUUUGGCUUAUCUUCAGAUGACUUUUCCUGGCAUGUCGGAUGAAUCGCUUUCUGAGGUUUAUUUAGCAAACAAAUGUGACCUUGAUGCUGCUGUUGACAUGCUGAAUCAGCUUGAGUUUCAUUACGGAAGCAUACCUUCAUCGCGUCCAGGCAGUUCUUCAUGCUAUUAUCAUACCUUGCCAAUAAAUUAUGAACAAUAUUCUGGAUGAAGAUUGGACAGCCUUUAAAAAGUGAAACAUAAUUUGAAAGACUAGGAAAAGCGUUUACUUGCCUCUUCCAACAAGGACUUGCAAAAGCUUUGUGUUGUUGGAAAUAACUAUGUUCUUUCAUAAAUAAUGUUCCUUCAACUCUCUUCCUUUAUAUGCUGUUUUGCCUCAUCAAAUAAGCCUAAUGAUCUAUCUACGGUUAGAAAUUGCUGCUAACAGUAAUUAAGUUGUCUUUCUCACGAAAUUGUUUUGGGGAAAGAGGGCAAAUAGUUCUUUGGUACAUUAAAUCUUCCUAAUUUGUACUGUCGUUCUUCUGGAUUUCUUUGGAACUAUGUUUUGGGGAAAGAGGGCAAAUAGUUCUUUGGUACGUUAAAUCUUCCUAAUUUACACUUUUGUUCUUCUGGAUUCCUUUGGUGGGUUUAUUGUCUUAGUCUCUUAGUCGUAGGGACUUGGGAGUCUCUACAUGUUGCACUCUACAAAUUUCUCCCAUGGUUCCUGCUUCAUCUCUCUCUCUCUCUCUCUCUCUCUCUCUCUCUCUCUCUCUCUCUUUGGCCGCGAAAUAGACAAGCAUGUGAAAUGCAUAACAUUCGGAAGGCAUAAGUAAGUUUGUGGCUUUUAAUGUAGGAGUUUCUGUAGUUAGGGAAGUAUGUGCUCUUUUAGUCUUUUAAAC
Messenger RNA from Nicotiana attenuata, 1369 nucleotides. Its product is annotated as polyadenylate-binding protein-interacting protein 6. The record is from RefSeq and is a predicted model, not a curated record. Lineage: Eukaryota; Viridiplantae; Streptophyta; Magnoliopsida; Solanales; Solanaceae. The coding region runs from base 205 to 702 and encodes 165 amino acids. Gene Ontology annotation, molecular function: ubiquitin binding. The transcript is spliced from 3 exons.